This is a messenger RNA of Neofelis nebulosa (Clouded leopard), 2152 nucleotides long. RefSeq names its product histamine receptor H3 (gene HRH3). NCBI's taxonomy places the organism in Eukaryota, Metazoa, Chordata, Mammalia, Carnivora, Felidae. Bases 346 to 1686 code for a protein of 446 amino acids. The record is from RefSeq and is a predicted model, not a curated record. The transcript is spliced from 3 exons. Gene Ontology annotation, biological process: adenylate cyclase-activating adrenergic receptor signaling pathway. Gene Ontology annotation, molecular function: histamine receptor activity. Gene Ontology annotation, cellular component: membrane.
GGCGGGCUGCGCGCGGGGCGCACUCGGCUGCGCGCUGCACUCGGGGCGCACCGGCGCUCUGGCGGCGGCUCGGGCUCCCGCUCCGCUCCGGGUCCGCCCGGGCUGCAGCGGUCGUGCCGCUGGCCCCAUUCGGCUCGGAUUCCGGCCCGAGCCCCCUCGGCGCCGCCAGCCCCGGCCCCGUCCCGGGUCUCGGCGCCCGCGGACCAUGCGCCGGGCAGCCCCCGGGGAAGCCGGCCGGGCCGAGAGCCCGCAGACACCAGGCUCCCGGGCCGGGGCCCCUCCCGGCCGCCCGGCCGGCGGUCCGCGCCCUGCCCCGCGCCCCGGCGCCGCCUGAGCCGGCGGGUCAUGGAGCGCACGCCGCCCGACGGGCCGCUGAACGCGUCGGGGGCGCUGGCGGGCGAGGCGGCGGCUGCGGGCGGGGCGCGCGGCUUCUCCGCCGCCUGGACCGCGGUGCUGGCCGCGCUCAUGGCGCUGCUUAUCGUGGCCACGGUGCUCGGCAACGCGCUGGUCAUGCUCGCCUUCGUGGCCGACUCGAGCCUCCGCACCCAGAACAACUUCUUUCUGCUCAACCUCGCCAUCUCCGACUUCCUCGUGGGGGCCUUCUGCAUCCCACUAUAUGUGCCCUAUGUGCUGACUGGCCGCUGGCCCUUUAGCCGUGGUCUCUGCAAGCUGUGGCUGGUGGUGGACUACCUACUCUGCACCUCGUCCGUUUUCAACAUCGUGCUCAUCAGCUAUGACCGCUUCCUGUCAGUCACCCGCGCUGUCUCCUACCGGGCCCAGCAGGGCGACACGCGGCGGGCGGUGCAGAAGAUGGUGAUGGUGUGGGUGCUGGCCUUCCUCCUGUACGGGCCGGCCAUCCUGAGCUGGGAGUACCUGUCCGGAGGCAGCUCCAUCCCCGAGGGCCACUGCUACGCCGAGUUCUUCUACAACUGGUACUUCCUCAUCACGGCCUCCACCCUCGAGUUCUUCACGCCCUUCCUCAGCGUCACCUUCUUCAACCUCAGCAUCUACCUGAACAUCCAGAGGCGCACCCGCGUCCGGCUGGACGGGGCGCGUGACCCCGAGCCCCCGCCCGAGGCCCGGCCCUCCCCGCCGCCCGCCGCGCCCGGCUGCCGGGGCUGCCGGCAGAAGGGGCGCGGGGAGGCCGUGCCGCUGCACAGGUACGGGGUCGGGGUGGGCGAGGCGGCGCCGGGCGCCGAGGCGGGGGAGGCGGCCCUCGCGGGCGGCGGCGGCGGGGGGGCCGCCGCGGCCUCGCCCACCUCCAGCUCCGGCAGCUCCUCGCGGGGCACCGAGCGGCCUCGCUCGCUCAGGCGGGGCUCCAAGCCCUCGGCGUCCUCCGCGUCGCUGGAGAAGCGCAUGAACCUGGCGUCCCAGAGCAUCACCCAGCGCUUCCGGCUGUCUCGGGACAAGAAGGUGGCCAAGUCGCUGGCCGUCAUCGUCAGCGUCUUCGGGCUCUGCUGGGCCCCGUACACACUCUUGAUGAUCAUCCGGGCCGCCUGCCACGGCCACUGCGUCCCUGACUACUGGUACGAGACGUCCUUCUGGCUGCUGUGGGCCAACUCGGCCGUCAACCCCGUCCUGUACCCGCUGUGCCACUACAGUUUCCGCCGAGCCUUCACCAAGCUGCUCUGCCCCCAGAAGCUCAAGAUCCAGCCGCACAGCUCCCUGGAGCACUGCUGGAAGUGAGCCGGCCCUUGGCGGGCACCCGGGGUGCCGGGGGGGGGGGGGGUGCCUCCCACCGCCGCCGCCCCCGCCAGGCUCCGGUUUCCUGGGCAGCCGGCCACACCGCCCCCGACCUGGCCGCCCCCGGGCGUGAGCCACGCCUCGUCUCCAGCCCGCCCAAAAUGCCAUGGCAGAAUCUCUCAGACCGUCCGCCUGCCGCGGGGGCAGCUCGCUGGGCCGGCCAGAGCGGCCCCUGCUGCCUGAACCGGAGCCUGGUCGCCCACCCCGCCGCUCAAACCCUAGCUUCACCCCGGGAGGAACAAUCCCAGCCACGCCGCCCGCGCCCCACAGACGGUCCGGCGGCCGGUGGUGCCCACCCUUUUGCACAAGUGCUGCUUGGUGUCCUUCCCAAAGCGAGUGAUCGGCGUGCGCUCCGGGCCUCGUGAGCAGUCUGCCCUGCACGUGCACACAUCUGCGCACACCUGCACAC